Acaulospora colombiana is the source of this 549-nucleotide messenger RNA. Lineage: Eukaryota; Fungi; Glomeromycota; Glomeromycetes; Diversisporales; Acaulosporaceae. The record is from the annotation of a GenBank genome assembly.
CCAGAGUUUCUUGAUGAUUUGUUAUUUGACACUCCCAGAAGGUCAAAUAUGAAUAUGUCUUCCAGAAUUUCAGCCAUUUCACAAAAGCUAGACCUACCCCUUAAUCAUAACAUGGUGGAGACAGUUGUGAAUUCAUUAGAAUGGCUAUCAUUAAUUCAGACGCAAGAUACUCCAUUACAAAUUUCACAAAAAUUCAAAAAUCCAAUAUCUCCGCUAGAUUUAUUUUGUGUACUCUUACAAGAUAAAUUAAAAUAUAAUCCCGGAGAGAGAGAUUUAUUGGAAACGAAAACUUCGACGCUAACGAGCUAUGGCUCAUUCGGAUCAUAUACAGCUAUGGCGAAGACUGUGGGGUUACCCGCCGCUAUGGCAGCCGAAAUGAUCGCACGAGGUGGGAUACCAGAUAAGGGAGUCUUAACCCCGACAUUGCCGCAUAUAUAUAAUCCCAUAUUGGAGAAACUAGAUGAAGAAGGAAUCAAGAUUGUAGAAUCCGUGUCGAGCAAAAGCAUGAAUGACAAGCUUGCGUGGAAUGGCAGUGGCAUUUGGAUUUAA